AUGUGGCGGAGGAGUGUGGUGUGGCAAGUCAGUCGCUCGUCACAUACCACGGCGCGGGCUCAGCAAGCAUCCAGACCUAUCAUACAUAUCGAUAAUGCUACAUUGUACCGACAAUAUCCAUCCGCAAAUGAGGACCCGGGAUCCAACCCACCUCUGUUAUCGAACCUCAACUUUAGCUUGCCCAGCGAGAAGUCUUCAACGAACGCCCAGAACUGGUCUGUGAUCUCGCCAUCAUCUUUGGCUCGAACCACGUUCCUUCAAGCACUAGCCGGACAGCAUAUAUGCGUGUCUCCAACCGCUCGUACCUAUCCUUACUUGUCGGACAUUUCUCAAUCACCCCAGCAUGCUAUCAAGUAUGUUGGCUUCGACGCCGAACGAGGUAGCAGUGUCGGAGGGACAAGUGUCCGUGGCGCCUAUCUGAGUGCUCGAUAUGAAAGUCGACGAGAAGAAACGGACUUUUCUGUACUGGACUACCUGACCGGCCAUACGGAGCUCAAUGCGCUGGAAGAAUCGAUGUCUGAAAAUGACAGAAACGCUCUCGACGAGAUCACGGAGCAGCUGAACUUGCGCCAGCUCCUACGGAUGCCAGUGGCGAAUCUUAGCAAUGGCCAGACGAGACGAGCACGGAUUGCUAAGGCACUUAUGGCCAAGCCUGAGGUACUGCUACUCGAUGGACCAUUUAUGGGGCUGGAUCCGAAUACUCUACGCAUGAUGUCCGGAGUCUUGCGUCAGCUUGCGGAGAGACAGCAGCCGAGACUCAUCAUGAGCCUUCGACCCGAAGAUGGGGUGCCAUCGUGGGUCAGCCAUCUAGUCAUCGUCGAUCAAGCUUUGAAAAUCCUCGCGCAGGGCCCCAAACAUGACUUAGUUGAGCCGAACAUCCCCGCUGAGGCUGCCACAAUCUUACAUGCAGCACAGUCGGCUGCUUCGAGUAGAAACGAACGUAAAUAUAGCCGGGAUGGGUUCCAUCGCGACUCACCAGCACUUUCACCCGGGGAUGCGCUCGUGGAGAUGCAAGGCGUCAAAGUAGCCUACGGAGACAAGGUCGUGCUUGGCGAUUGGAGUCAAGAACACGAUAACACGAGUCGAUCUGGGCUUUGGUGGUCGCUACACCGAGGGCAAAGAUGCGCCAUUCUGGGACCAAACGGCAGCGGCAAGACUACCAUGCUCUCUCUCAUAACAUCCGAUCAUCCACAGACCUACAGCCUACCGAUCAAGCUUUUUGGCAGAUCUCGCCUACCAGGCCCUGGUCAACCUGGCAUUAGCUUGUUCGAGCUUCAGCAACGCAUGGGACACUCUAGUCCAGAAGUACAUGCUUUCUUCCCUAAGCAAUUAACCGUACGCCGAGCGCUGGAAUCUGCCUGGUCUGAUGCGCCGCUUGCAAAGCCGAAGUUACCUGCAGGUGCGAAGGAGAGGGUUGACGCCUGUUUGAGAUGGUUCGAGCAAGAGCUCAAUCCUAGAUGGCGAAACAAAUCAGUAGUGGAUGUGACUGGCGAAGAUAAGGUCAGGAAUAGCACUACUAUCGAGCAGUCCGACUCGACCUGGGCCGCCGGCAUGACCUUUCGAGAUCUGAGUUUCUCCAAUCAACGACUGAUCCUAUUCAUCCGAGCAAUCGUUGCAGAACCAGACCUCGUCAUCCUCGACGAGGCACUCAGCGGUAUCGAUGAAGCCACGCGAGACAAAGCACUACUAUUCUUGUCGCAAGGUGAGAACGUGGUCAAGAACUCAAAAGGCAGCGAGCACAAUCAAAUGGAAAGCAGUGAGCAUGCGAAGUUCGGUCGAGUAACAGUGCAAGGUCUUUCAUCUCAGCAAGCACUUCUCGUCAUCAGCCACUCGAAGGAAGAUGUGCCUGGUUGUAUACGCGAGUGGAUUCGGCUGCCUGAGCCUGGAGAAGGCAGAGUGCCUAAGAUUGGGCGCUUGUCAGGUCCACUUGAACUGAAUCCAGAAGCGUGGGAAGAGAUAUGGAGUUGA
Recurvomyces mirabilis is the source of this 1968-nucleotide messenger RNA. RefSeq lists its product as uncharacterized. Gene Ontology annotation, molecular function: ATP hydrolysis activity; ATP binding. The record is from RefSeq and is a predicted model, not a curated record. The transcript has a single exon. Gene Ontology annotation, cellular component: mitochondrion. Lineage: Eukaryota; Fungi; Ascomycota; Dothideomycetes; Mycosphaerellales; Teratosphaeriaceae. Bases 1 to 1968 code for a protein of 655 amino acids.